GCGCUCUCUAGUAGCUUUCCGUUUGAGACUUCGCAUCGUGUAAUUAUCGUGCGGUCUACCAAAGCAAUGAAAUCUUCCACUUUUGUCGUCCGAAAAUAAAAUUGCCCCUUUCGGGUCAACGGUUACGCUACACCAAAGACUAAUAAAUAACACAAAUCAUCUUCAUGACCUCACAACUAUACCCUUUAAUUAUCUGAUAUACACGUAUUCGCCGCAUAUUCGCUUCUAGUAUCCAGGGCACACACGUGGUCAUGGCCGAGAAAGACAUGCGCCUACGCUUAGUGGUGCGUAGGGAUGGCCUCCCGGAAGAACGACUCAUGUGGAAUGUGUCUCUUGAAGACAAUCCGACUAUCUCAAAACUCAUCGAGAAGGUUAAUGAGACCUUUCCCUUAGAGAUCGGCCAGAAAGGGUUGGAGGAUUACGUCGUCGAGCUGCGCGAUCAAGACGGAACAAGUUUCGAAUGCCUCCAUUUUCAACCUGUGCGGACCGUCCUUAAACCUGAUGACCGGGUCUUCAUUCGGGCCCUCGAUCGGGACGAUAAUAGGCGUCGUCGAAUCAGCGGUCGACAUCAGAUCUCUUCCGACGGCAGACACCUCGUCGACGGUAUCCCUUUCGGGCGUCGCCUCUUAAGGGCCCCGGUCGGUCGACCUCCAAUCGACCCUCCGCGGAAGCGCCGUAAACUUCUACACCCUCACGAGAGCCUAGAUGAUACCUUCAACGACGACGAAGAUACACCUACGUUACUUCUCACCAAUGGCGAGCCCCCAGCGGAUAAAUCAGCCUUCCCGAGCGUCAAAUUUAGUUCAAAAUCCGAUUUCAUCGAUGCCGAAACAGAUGAUGGUGACUUCGACAAUGAAGCAGAGGCAGAUGAUGGAAGCGACUAUUCUGAACCCGACGAUUAUGAUCAGCAGAAUUCAGAAAUGCCAAGCGACGAAGAUGAUCUUGAGCAGGAGCUCCGGGAUUUAGCGGAAGAUAACGCUAUUGUUGAAAAUAAAGGGCCUUCAGAUGCGCAGGAUUCAACUAAGGAAGAUCACAAUAAGGUAUCAGCAUUACAAGCUGCGUUCCCCUCGGCGCCAGUAAGCAUCUGCGAGAAGAUUUUGGCGACCUCCGGCGAUGAUCUUAAAUCAGCAUACGAUGUUCUAGCUAGUGGUUUCGCACCGCAGCUGCCGGAAUCCGCAUUACGAGCAGGGUCGACGUCUAUAAGAGCAACAUCAAAGCUAAAAUCACGGAAAUCACGAAAAGAUAGUCCAACAAAAGAUAUCGCUACUGCGUACCCAGAAGAAGAGGCUGUCGACGACAUCACUCACGAUAACGAGGAUAUGUCCGAUAAAGAUGACGAAGAGCAAGUAUCUGCCUUCGUACGACAGUUUGAUCAUCGAGGCCUUCCACCUGGAUCAAUUACUUCUGGCAGAGGCCUGGCGCAGAUGGCUGCAAUAUCUAGCUCGUUUGAUAGUAAUAAGGCGAGCGGCGAGAGCGAAACUACGUCUACGACGUUGAACGGCCAUAAAACUAGCCCCGAAAAGACAGUUGAGGAAGACGAUACAUCGAGCGACGCUACAAGUUCUAGCCCGGAGAGUGAAGAUUCCGAAAUCUCAAGUGAUAGUGAUUCCGAAGAUGAUGACUCUGAAGACGAAGAUAUGUCAUCAAAUAGUAGCGACCAUAGCGGUAAUGAAAGCGACGAUAGCGACGAUGACGAUGGCGAUAGUAAUAUGCGUCCGGCGGAUAGCUCUCCUAAGAGUUCCCAUGAUGAUAUGUCAAGCGAUUCGGACAAUGAGAGUGAUGAUAGCAGCGAUGAUAGUGACGAUGGUCCAGAAGAAAUCCCCUUGAAGCGUCAGUCUUCCAAUAGUCAAAAACUCAGCCGAAAAGGAGGUCUCGGCCAUGAUAAUACUUCUGACGAGGGUGAAGUAUCAUCGGAUGAAAGUUCUGAUGGAGAAUCUAGCGGAGCUGAAUCAAAUUCCGCGUCGGAAAGCGAAGAUGUAGAAGAGACUUCCAAUAGCACCGAUACAGCUAGAACACGUGUCCAAACUUCGCUCACCGGAAGCGUGCAAACUAAGCCUUCACAACCACCACUAAAUACGGUUCCUCAGGUUCAGCUAGUGCCUCCCGGAGCUGGUAACGAGAGGACCAAAAAGCGAAAUGCUCGCCGAAGAGCCGCAAAUAAGGCCAAAAAGUUGGCGCAACAGGGGGCGAUUAUGGGUGCGACGUCUACAGCCGAGGAAGCUAGGUUACCUAUUAUAGACGAAAACGCCCUCUUUGAAGCUAAGCGACAGGAGCUGUUAAAUGCAAUCGCUAGUGGUGGAAUAGAAAUCCACCCUCAUACUCGGUUUGACGAGCCAUCGAGAACCUCCACGUCAACAAAACGAAAAUUUGAUGAACAUAAUGAACCUAAUCGUCAGAUUAUCCAGCAGGACGCAUUGGCGAUUACACCUGUAACCGAAGACGUGUAUUCAUCAGCUUCUGUUCAAAAGAAGCUUCGUGUAGAUAUAGGCGCCGGUCGGAGACUCCUUUUCGGUGCAUUGGGUCUUCGUAACCCCAAAACAAAAGAAGAUGAAGAUAAAUUACGGGAAAAACUAAUGGAGGAUAUUCGACCACUCGACAACCCAAGGCUCGGCCAGAGAAAGGAUGAUACGCGGCAAAUAAACGAAGACGACCCGACGGUGGAGGAUGAUCUUGAGUCGUGGAAAGACAAAAUCGCAUAUCGAGCCGUAGAGUGCUGUUACGAAGGGGUGCAGCUCAGCGAACCCCCGUUUCCAUUCGUCCAGCGCUGGGAUCCUCAACAGCAAAACUCAUGGUCUCGGAAGAAAAACAAGCGCGGCGGCCAGAGUAAGCGAGCACAGCGAAACCAAGGACAUUUCUAUCAAGACAACCUCUCAAGCAAGAAACGGAAGCACGAAGAAUCUGACAUGUGGGACGAAGAAGGAUAUGAUGAUACAUUCAACGGUAUGGACGAUUACACUAAUGAUGCCGACGUCGAACUCAACUACGAUGACACUGAGGCAUGCCAACCCCGCGAGGCUAAUAGACCUAUAAAUGAUGCGAGCCAGUUUACAGACAUGGAUGAUCUUCCAUCAUUACCAUCGGAUUUAUCGGCGCUUCCCGCUCUACGUCCCGGGGAAGUUCAAGUUGGAAUGGUGAUAACCUGGCAGCAGUGGUCAUGCUCGUCAGCGACCAGUUGGCAGCCGCAGCUUUCUAACGUGACGGGUGUAGUGGUCAGAAUCGAUGACGACGCUACUGGCCUGGAAGUCUGUCUUGCUAAGAGGGAUCGAUAUCUUGAUCGAAACCAGAAGAAAUAUGACGAGAAUACUGGCCAGCGGAUAUACGACAAAUUCGAAGCACCAGAUCUUGAUGACGACGAUGACGACGACGAAGAUGAAGGAGAGGACGAAGGAUUUCGGACUAUCGGCUUCGCCGAAAUGCAGCAGCCUAGAAUUCUUCAACAGCCGCUUUCUAUCAUGGCGCCCAGUGAGAAACCUAGUGCAACUGGCUCCCUUCCUGAAGCUAGCUCGAAUACGAGGAAUGAGCCGCCAGCUAUCGCCGAGGACGUAAAAUCCGACGCACACCCAGAAAGAGAACGGUCUAGCACAAAAGAAUCAAUCGAGGAAAACACACCCGGCGUUGCUUGCGUCGAAAUUUCUUCAUCGGGUCAGGCACAACAACAUGGCGACACGUCAGCAUCUAAUCCUUCGCAGGUCAAUAGCCCUUCCCAACAAUUACAUGAGAGUAUCAGCCAAUCCGUAGGUAUACAAGAGAGUCAACUACCAGUUCAAGAUAUUUCCAGCCGCAAUAUAGAUUCGGAUGAUCCAUCCACUAGGCGAGACAUUGAGGUUCCAGGAUCGGAACUUCCCAGUAUCAGACAGUCGUCGGCCCCUCUAUUCGACAGUCACGAGGAUGAAGUUGUUACCGGGACACCGAAAGUCGUGAGGUCUAAAGCUGUUGUUCCCCCUUCGUCAGUGAGUAGUGCUCGCAGUGGACGGCAGCUGGAUUAUACUUUGCACACGGAAGUUACAGAACCGGAUUCUCUUAAAAUGACAGAUGAUGGCAUCUCUACCGCUCUAGAUACCGAAUACCAACAGGAUUUAGAAUCGGAUGAAGAUAUUUCAACCCCUACGCCCACGCCCUUUGUUCAAGAAGAGUCGGCCGCCGGACCAGAGACAACGGCGCAAGAAUCAGAAUUACGAUUGUCAGCCGAACCCUCAACUCCUAGUUCAUUGUCCUCGAUUAAUACUAUAUGGUGUACGGCGCGCACCUCGCUCACUUCGCGAAAUACACAAAGUCCAUCCAAGUCUCAGUCUCAGUCGCAGUCGCAGUCGCAGUCUCUACCCUCCAACAGACCGCAAAGGGCCCGGGCGCGAGAAGAUCAAGACUAUGAAGAAGAAAUGGGAAAGUUAGAUAGUACGUCGGAUUAUCAAACAAGUUCCUCAAGAGUUCCGGAUAGCUUCGAGCGUAGCAGCCAAAGGAAAGGUCUCGACGGUGUUACUGAGGAUGGUGUUAUUAAAGCGGCUCCAAAUUCUCCACCAAUCAAGACUUCUCCUCCACCGAUGAAAAAAAGGAGAUUGCCUAAAGAGUCAUCCCAGUUCACACUUCCUCCUGGAACGCAGGUAGUCGAAUUGUCCUCGGAUUCAGAACCUGUCUAUACCGAGAAUUAUGCCGACGACGAGGUUGAUGGGACAUAUUCUCCUGAUCCGGACAGUUUACCUAAGGGGAACGGAUGGGUACAUAAGAGGACCGAUACCAAAAUCCGCAACGCGAGAAGUGUGACAGCGCCUAUCAGACCUCAACCACCAAAAAGGAGGAAAUUUAUCUCGUCGUCGCAGGGACCUUUGUCGACUUCUCCCUCAACAUCGACCUCUAUCUUCAGCCCAAUUAAACCUCGGAGGAAAACAAGCUCAAGAUUUUAGUCCCUUUUGUUCAGGAACGAGGUUGGUUUAAUAAACAUUAGGAUAGCUAGCGAAGAAAUAGUGCACCAGCGUCAUAUUACACACCCCUCCGUAAAGGUUAGUUGCUUCAGUUCAAUUAAUAGCUAGAGCAAAUAAAAACAAAUCACAACCAAAAAUGAAUGAUUCCAUUCAUAGU
Messenger RNA from Daldinia vernicosa, 5073 nucleotides. RefSeq lists its product as uncharacterized. The record is from RefSeq and is a predicted model, not a curated record. Lineage: Eukaryota; Fungi; Ascomycota; Sordariomycetes; Xylariales; Hypoxylaceae. The transcript has a single exon. Bases 252 to 4898 code for a protein of 1548 amino acids.